Molecule: messenger RNA, 7869 nt
Organism: Anguilla rostrata (American eel)
Lineage: Eukaryota; Metazoa; Chordata; Actinopteri; Anguilliformes; Anguillidae
Gene: rin2a
Product: Ras and Rab interactor 2a
Exons: 11
Coding region: 2804-5233 (809 amino acids)
Biological process (GO): vesicle-mediated transport; signal transduction
Cellular component (GO): endocytic vesicle; cytosol
Molecular function (GO): small GTPase binding; guanyl-nucleotide exchange factor activity
Source: RefSeq, a predicted model, not a curated record
GAAUCAGAAUAUAUACAUAUAUAUAUGUGUGUGUGUGUGUGUGUGUGUGUGUGUGUAUGUAAAUAUAUGUGCAAGCACACACACAUACAGUAUCAUGCAAUCACAUGUUCUAUCAUGUGCACAAUCACAUGCACACACAUGCACAGGCGCGUACACACACACACACGUACACACACACAAAUAUAGUCUGUAUGAGAAUGGGGUUGUUUUGUUUUUAUAAUUUAAGAUGCAGUUUCAGAGCCAUACAGAGCAGGCAGAAUGAGGCAUUCUGAAAGACCCAUUCAGCGUGUGUGUUUGGGGAGGCGGCUCUCUCCGCGACACGGGUCUACACACAGCUUUUUAAAUUGGCUCUGUGGUUACAGUACUGGCUCUAUGGCCCGCAGACCCCUCCCAGUACAGUAAUGAAUGGUGCAGUGUCAAAGGGCACGACUGAGACUUUACACACAGGCAUGAAAGAGAAGAAUAUGAGCGGUGGAUUAGUGUUAAACAUAAAGUGACCGACAAGGUUGACAGUAAGUUUAAAUCAUCUCCUUUCUCCUUCUGAGGGAAUGAAAAACCCCUGAUAAGAUCUGAGAAAAUAAUGAUAACACAGUAAUGAGCUUAUAAUUAUAUGAAGCACAUUAAAACACAGCUGCAGCAUGCUUUCUCAGUACAGUUAAAAGGGAAAAAGACGUACAGCCGGUACAGAUGGAAAUAGAAACCAGCUGGACAUAUGAGAGAGAGGUCUGACUGAGGCAGGAGUGGAGCGAGCAGCAGCAGUCCAAGCGAAGAGACAAAGCAUGAAUGACUCUCUCCACAUCGGAACGGGGGGGAAAGAAAACGACUUAAUCUUACAAAUGGUCUCCACCGGAAGAAGGACGACAGCACUACAUCCUUCGCUGGCUGUUUUAUACUUAACUCAGAGAUCAAAGUAUUCGUACUUGCUCUAAAUACACCUCGCUGGUUGGCUGGGUCAGCUGCGUACCAUGUGAUCAGUGCUCUUGUUGCCGAGCGGCUCCCGGGUGGCUGUGGGGCACAGCUGUUGCCCCUGUCCUGCAGAGGAGGCUGUGUGGAAUCGGCUGUGGCCUGCAGGGUUAGUAGUGUAGUAGUGGGGUGGUAAUGAGCGGGGGGUGCUACCCAAUGAGCCGGCCCUGAGCUGGUUUCCCCGCGGCAGCAGGCUCAGAAUAGUGGGCAGAGUGGUUCUGCCGGUUCAGUGCAGGCAGGAUUUCAGCUGGUUACAGACGUCUCCCUCAGCCCAAAGCCUUACUGUGUGUUAGAGGAGAGAGUCUGCUGAGAUGACUUGACAAAAUGGAGGGUUCAGCUCUCUGGUACCUGUUAGCACUCAGGUACCUGUUAGCACUCGGAUACCUGUUAGCAUUCAGGUACCAGGGGCAGGUGAGGGGAGAUUCUUAUCUAUCUGUGUGGCUGGUGAAGGCCCCGUCAUUGUGGAUUUGCUGUCCUUCUCCAUUCACCCGCCUCUCUGUGUGUGAACACAUAUUCACAUAUUUUCCUGCUGACUUGAGCCCUUUCACUGUUUCCGCACGGAGAAUUGACUACCACUGCGCCCAUGAAACUUUAGCAGUGGUGACAGAACCUUCUGAAACUGCAGUGAUCCAGGAAAACACCUACUCUGUCUGGAUGUGUGAAGCGCAGAGUCAGAUUUUCCUUGUAAAAGUCUUUGAAAGGAAAUAGCCUCUUUGCCAUCAGAAUUCUUAAGCCAGGCUGGCUGCCCGGAAUAGUCUAUAAAUCCUGAAGGGACUCUCUCUCUCCCUCUACCUGACGGGUCUCUCUCUCUCCCUCCCUCCAUGGUUUUGCUGGGUUGCUGUUAUUUGACAUGACAAAGCAUUUAUGAGCACACGCAGUAAAAUGUCCUGUGUUAAUUCAGCUCUAACGACAUCAGUUCAGCUCUUAACAAAUAACAUUUGUUCCCGCUCUGGAAUGUGGGACCAGAUGUUAUCUGUUAAGUGUUGAAUUAACACUGUUGGAGCUGAAUUAACGCUGUGUGACGUUUCACCGUGUGUGCAUUACCAAACCUGAACCGCACUUACGACAUGCGCUUGCGUCUCUUCCUCCGUCUCCAACGGACCUCUCUGGAAUAGUUGCACAAGACCCUCCUCUUUUCCCCCCAGCGGUCGCUCAGAGCGUGAGUGAGCGGGGGAGCGACCUGGCGCCUUCUCCGAAAAGCGCUGAGGAGCGUGGUCUGAGCCUCGGGGCUGCGGACGUGCUCCGCUUCCCCUCUCCGUUCUGGACGCCACGCGGCGGAAGUGUUGUGAAAGGCGCUGAGCAAGCAGCGGCGGGCUUCCUCCGUGCCGAGCGGCGAAAGGGGCGGGGCCGCCCGCGAACGCGCCGCGAGCCGCGCUCCAGACGAGCGGUGGGGGGGUUCCACCGGAGCCCGUUCACACAUUCGUGAUCCCCGUCCCGCCCUUUUUUUUUUUUAGAGAUGCACGCGCUCGCGUUGGCGGUAAUUGGCCCGAACAGCCGUGCGUUAAACGGGGUCAGCGGUAAAUCAUUUGGCGGAUGCGUAGCGACGGAGGGCCGGCUUUCUCUGGGCCUCUGCGCUUUACAGGCGUUUAAUUCGGGCUGCCUGCCUUGGCAAGGCCCUGCGCUUAAAGAGGGCACAGGCUCAUGUGUAACUGCGCUCUGCUGACUAGACAACCGUGCAAGCAUAAACAUUUCAGAGACCUAAAUACAGAGUGCUGGCUUUGACCGGCAGAGGAGGAAUGGGGGCGGGGGCUCGGUCUAAGUAGGGCAAUCGGAGUAGUCUCUGGGACUGAAAAGGCUCAUCGACUCGUUCGCUGUGGAGAUCGGAGAGCUGAAGCAGGAGAUGUCAUUGGACGGGGACCCCCCCACGGUGGCCCUGCGGGGGCCAGAGGAGGAGGUGAGCGGGGUGUACCUACAGCCUCCCCCCACCGGGGGCGCACCUGGGACCAGGGACUCGGGAUACUCCUCCCUGCGCAGACGCAUGAGCGUGCUGGACAGGCUGGUGCAGACGCACCCCAUCUGGCUGCAGCUGUCUCUGAGCCACGAAGAAGCCGCCAGCAUCCUCACACUGCAGCCGCCUGGGACGUUCCUGGUGAGAAAGUCCUCCAGGCUCCAGAAGAAGGUGAUUUCCUUGCGUCUGGACGAUCCUGGAUCCCCAGUCCGAGACUUCCCCGUGAAGGAGAGCCAGUACACCUUUUCAUUGGAAGGUUCCGGGAUCAGCUUUGCAGACCUCUUCCGUCUGGUGGCUUUCUACUGCAUCAGCAGGGAUGUCCUGCCGUUCCCCCUGCGGCUGCCGGAGGCCAUCGCUGCAGCCCGGACCCACGCCGAGCUGGAGGAGGUGGCUCAGCAGGGAGCAGCAUUCUGGGACUCGGCCCGUGGCGGCAGGAGGAGGGACUCGGAGCGUCAGCCGGAGCUCAGACAGAACCGGGGGAGCAGAGCGGCCUCGCUGCCCGUCCUGCGCACGCGCGCCCCGUCCCAGGUGGAGUGCAGCCAGCCCAACGGGGCGCUGUGCUUCAUCAACCCCCUGUUCCAGCGGGCGCCCCGGCCCCACGAGGAGACCGCCGCCCCGGAACCGGACCCCCGCGCCGACCGAGCCCGGGCCGCCUGGGUGAACAGCGAGCCGCUUCCCUCGCCCCCCCGCCCGCCGCCCCCCCGGCCGCAGCCCCGGGUUCCGGACCAGAGGAGCGUCAUGCCCGUGACGGCGCCCUGGGCGGGACGCUCGUCCCCCAUCCCCGUCCCGCCCCGCACGCCCCCCGCCAUCGAGGAGGAGGAGGAGGAGUCGGAGCGCGAGGAGGCGGUGGACCGGGCGCUGUCCCGGCUGAGGAGGCCCGGCUCGUCCGACGGUCCCGGGCUCAGCGACGUGAGCGUCUCCACCUCCUCGUCCGACUCGCUGGACCUGUUCACCCCCGGCGUCUUCCUGGCGGGGGGCAGCCCGCCCGCGCGGGGAGGGGGCGGGGCCGCGGGCAACAGCAGCUCCGAGGAGGACGAGGAGGAGGAGACGGGCAGGCCGAGCGCGAGGAGCGCCUCGGAGGGGGAGGUGAGGCCCUGGAUGCCGGAGCGGAGGACCAGGAGCUUCGUCCUGCUCCGGAUGCGGAGGAUGAGCGGGGUCUUCACCUCCUUCAUGACCCCCGAGAAGAAGACGCUGUGGCGCAUCGUGGGCCUGUCCCAGGACAAGGCCUCCUACUUCGGCUGCCUGGUGCAGGACUACCUGAGCUUCCUGCAGGAGAACCGCAGCAGCCACACCUCCGGCGAGGACCUGCUGCAGACCCUGCGCCAGUUCAUGACCCAGAUGAAGGCCUACCUGUGCCAGAGCUCCGAGCUGGACCCGCCCAUGGAGUCCCUCAUCCCCGAGAGCCAGAUCGACCAGGUGCUGGAGAAGGCCAUGCACAAGUGCGUGCUGAAGCCGCUCAAGGGCGUGAUCGACGCGGCUCUGCGCAACUUCCAGGUGAGCAGCGGGGCGUGGCAGCAGCUGCGGGAGAACCUGGCGCUGGCCAAGGCCAAGCGGCCGCAGGAGCUGGGCGUGGACGGCGCCGUCCCCCCGGACCCCGAGGCCAUCGAGCGGAUUCGCCUCAAGCUCCACAACAUGUGCAAGAUGUACUCCCCCGACAAGAAGGUGUCCGUGCUCCUGCGCGUCUGCAAGCUCAUCUACAACAUCAUGGAGAAGAACUCAGGGAGGAUGUACGGCGCGGACGACUUCCUGCCCAUGCUGACCUACGUCCUGGCGCAGUGCGACAUGCCUCAGCUAGACGCUGAGAUCCAGUACAUGAUGGAGCUGCUGGACCCCUCCCUCCUGCAAGGAGAAGGUGGCUAUUACCUGACCAGCGCCUACGGAGCCAUGUCCCUGAUCCGAAACUUCCAGGAGGAGCAGGCAGCCCGCGUGCUGAGCUCCGAGACCCGCAACACGCUCCACCAGUGGCACCGCCGACGCACCACCGAGCACGUGCGGCCCUGCAUCGAAGACUUCCAGAACUACCUGCGGGUGGCGCUGCAGGAGGCCGGCAGCGGCUGCACGGCCAAGACGCUGGCGGUGGGGCCCCUCUUCACCGCCGAGGAGGUGUGCCAGCUGUGCGCCCGCAAGUUCAAGGUGCCCGACCCCGAGGACCACGCCCUCUUCCUGCUGGUCGGGGACUCCAGCCAGCAGCUGGCCCCGGACACCCGCCCGCAGAAGAUCAAGGCCGAGCUGCACAGCAGGCCCCACUCCCAGCGCUUCCACUUCGUGUACCGGAGGGUGUCUGAGCCCCUCCCACCCAGCGAGACCCGCCCCCCGAGCUGAGCGGGCUCAGACUGUGGUACAGACCAGAGCCCUUUCGUUUAGGCGAAGCAUCUCCGCCCGCUGCUGGAACCGCACCGAGGGUCGGCCACGCUAAUAAAAGGCGCUGCCGCUGGGACUCGUAGUUCUUUUUCUCCCUGCACUUCUGGCCGCUUCCUGGGGGAAAUCGGCGAGUCGGCAGGACUGCCGCGCCGGAGGAGGAAGCGGGGAAGGUGCGGGUUUCUGACUCUGCGGUCCGCAGUUUUUUUUCCGCUUUAAUUUGAAGCCUUUGGAAACCGUGCGUGCUGGUGACUCAUUCACAUGGCGGAAAUGGGCUAGCACUUUAGCCCGACCACAAAGCUAACAGCUAACAGACUGUUGCAGAUUUAAGCCACAAGAACUAGAUCAGCUGUACAAAGCAGGCUUCCUUGGGAAUCCUAAGCAGGGGUCCUUUAAUGUGUUCAGGCAUGCUGAGGGUAGCUACGCGGGGGUCCUUUAAUGAAUUCUUCCACAGCUUAGGGUAGCCUUUAAGUUAAAGUACCUGCAUUUUAAGACUGUUGGGAGUGUGGGUUCUGCAUGCUACCUCUCCUCCUCCCAGACAACAUACUGCAUUUUAUACUGUUGACCUAAUGGAGGCAUCAACAGUAACUGCUCUUAAACUGGCAGGAUCAAGCAGCAUUCUGGGAUUUGUAUAGUCUCCUUCUGUAAGAUCGUCCAGCCAUCUGAGUGCUGUACCUUGCUGGUAUUUUUCAUCCCUGUAUAAAGACUUACAGUGAUAUGUUUCUCCCAACUGAAGGUAACAAAAAAUAGAAUGUAUAUAAGUGUACAGUAAUUAUAUAUUUUUAUUUUGCAAAUUUGCUUUUGACACAUUUUCUGUCCAGUUGCUGGUAAACUGUAUUAUACAGAUGAUUCAUUUUUUAUAUGAAUUAAUACAAUACAUAUUUUCAAUGUAUUUUUUAAAUUCGAGGAAGCUAGCAUUGCUGCCAGUGAUUGCCAGAUUCUCUCCAAUUAGUUUGAUGUCUAAAAUGCUAAUAUUAACAAUUUGGGAAUCCCUACUCUAAAUGUGUAAUAUUUGCACAUAAAAAAUGUCAAAAUAAGAGCAGUCUGAAGUGUGUGUAAUGUUCACCAAAGCCAGGGAAGCCACAGAAACAAGGUACUGACAAAAUGAGGCAGGAUACUAAAUAUCAGCAUUAUUAUUGAGAUGAUGAAUGACAUUGCUGUUAUUAAACAGUGCAUUAUCUGUCUGGUCUCAUCCCAAAGGAGAGCACUGGGUACUUACGUGUGGAAGGACCCUUUCUGGUUUGAAAUGGAAAGGUCUGCCAGGGGUUUGAGAACGCUUAGGGGAUUUUGUUCCAUUGGAGCAGAACUCUAGCAGGAAGUGCAAUCGGCCGUAACCAGCGUUGAGCACACCGAGGCCGUGUCCUUGGUUUUUUUUUUUCUUGUCCAUUUCUAAAGCCUGUGUUUCAUUUCUUUCUUUAGUGAGAUCAUCAGUUACAAUUCAUUCAUGAGGGGAAUGAACGGUGUUUAAUAAUUUUCUCAAAUUUAAGCCUAAUCUGGACGCCCAUGUACGGCUUUUACACUCAGAAAUGCAUCCUCGAUUAAAUGACGAAAUUAAAGGGAAAAAGAGCAUACUCCAUCUUAACCCCCCACCCUCACCCCACCUCACCACCCCACCACCUGACGCCUCCCCAGCUGAGUUUCUCGACCUCUGUGUUUUUAAAGUCCUGGUUACACUCCUGAGUACAGUGAUAUUAUUACAGUUAUCAACCAAAGGUGUAAGAGAAAUACUAUCAUUAAUUACAAUAAUUAUAGUAGAAGGACAAUUAAAUUAUUACCUUAAAAUAUAAAUCUCUUCUAAAUUUAGAUUAGAAGGCGUUCUUUUUUUCACACCCUGUUUUUUAACCCUGAAAGGUUAAGAAGUUGCUGGAAGAUUCUUAAAGAUAUAUCUCACCAUUGAAUAUACCAUGAUAGUGCCUAAAAUAGGACACAAAUAGCCUGAUGUUAUGUGUGAUUGUUAAUGUUUUGCAUAAGUUGGUGCCAAGACAUCGCAAACUGAACUGAGCUUUUAGAAAUAACUAAAAUGCAUAAAAACUCACAUAAACCAAACCAUACUCAAUGGCUUUAUAUUCUUUUCUUUUCUGGGGAGGGGGGUUAUAAUUUUAUUCCCAAUUUAACCAAAAGUUUAAGGAAAAUAAGUUCCGUGAGUGAUCUACACAGGACGUUCAUGGCCAGUACACUGGUAAACACUGUCAAAAACACUAUGAGUUUAGUUUUUUUUGAAAAUGUAGGUUUGACUGGAAUGUCGAAAUUGUAUUUAUGCAUUUGUGUAGCUCCUUUAAUAUAAAAUGUUAAUAAACAAUCUGUAAAAUAUGUAUUUAUGGUCUGUGCCGGAAUUUUCACAGAUAACUUUAUAAUAUGCCAUUUAAUGUGUCGAUAUUUUGUGCUUUUAUGUUGAGUCCAUUUGGGAAAGGCGUGUAAAGUAUUUGUUUUUAGACACCAUGAAAGCCAUUUCUUUUGUCGUUCCUGUAUCCUGUAUAUAUUUCAUUUACAGGUAGGCUAGUGGAUAGCAGUAACAUGUAUAGACCUGUUUGUGUUCCGUUUCCUUCUUUGACUGUCCUUGGCCGAUGGCAGUAUAAAUGAAUAAACUGAUUACCGAUUCC